GGAAAUGGAUGCUCCUCGGGCCCGCCCGCGCCGGGGGCGGGGAAAGCUCGGCUUUGCUACGCUCCAGCCCCGCCCCGGACCCGGUGCGUAAGGCGGGAGACCCCCUUCUCUGGCUGGCGCUGGGCUGAUCCCCGAGCCCAGGAGACCGAGUGGUUUCUGAGUUCUCCGCUUAGUUUUAGGGCGGCAGCAGCCGGAGGAGGAACAUGGCGCUCAUAGGCAGCCCAGCGGAGCUGGAAGCCGACGAGGACAUCUUUGAAGAUGCCUUGGAAACCAUCUCUAUAUCUCGCUCAGAUAUGGCAACAAGUGGCCUUCACUUUGCAUCGUGUGAUACAAAACGGGCAUCCAGACAUCGUGGAGCAUCUGCUGUGCGCAGUUUAUCAUCAACCAAGGUGGAUCUCAAGAGUGGCCUAGAAGAAUGUGCUGUGGCAUUGGACUUAUUUUUAAGUAACAAAUUUACAGACGCCUUAGAAUUGCUCCGACCAUGGGCUAAGGAGAGUAUGUACCAUGCCCUGGGCUACAGUACCAUUGUGGUGUUGCAGGCUGUCAUGACCUUUGAGCAACAGGACAUCCAAAACGGCAUUUCUGCCAUGAAGGACGCUUUACAGACCUGCCAAAAAUACAGAAAAAAAUGCACGGUUGUAGAAUCUUUCUCAAGUCUUCUUUCUAGAGGAUCAUUAGAACAGCUGAGCGAAGAGGAAAUGCAUGCCGAAAUCUGUUAUGCCGAGUGUCUCCUGCAGAAAGCAGCACUCACGUUUGUGCAGGACGAAAAUAUGAUCAACUUCAUCAAAGGUGGACUCAAAAUUAGAACAAGUUACCAAAUAUAUAAAGAAUGUCUUUCAAUCCUGCAUGAAAUUCAGAAGAACAAACUUGAGCAGGAAUUCUUCUAUGAGUUUGAAGGGGGUGUCAAGCUUGGUACUGGGGCCUUUAAUUUGAUGCUGUCACUUUUACCUGCAAGGAUUAUCAGACUACUAGAAUUUAUUGGAUUUUCUGGAAAUAGGGAGUUGGGCCUCCGGCAGUUACGGGAAGGCGCAUCAGGGAAAAGCAUGAGGUCCCCCCUGUGCUGCUUAACCAUCCUAGCUUUUCAUACUUACAUCUCCCUGAUACUUGGUACGGGAGAAGUCAAUGUUGUGGAAGCAGAAAGUCUCCUUGAACCCUUCCUCCAGCAGUUCCCAAAUGGCUCACUUAUGUUGUUUUAUCAUGCCCGAAUAGAGCUGCUGAAAGGGAAUCUUGAAGAGGCACAAGAGAUAUUUCGAAAAUGCAUUUCAGUUCAAGAAGAAUGGAAACAGUUUCACCAUCUGUGUUACUGGGAGCUAAUGUGGAUUUAUGUAUUCCAACAAAACUGGAUGCAGGCGUAUUACUAUUCAGAUCUGCUCUGCAGGGAGAGUAAAUGGUCCAAGGCAACAUAUGUGUUCUUGAAAGCUGCAAUUUUGAGUAUGCUUCCGGAGGAGGAUGUAUUAGCAACUAAGGAGAAUGUGGUAGCUUUGUUCAGACAGGUGGAAGGCUUGAAGCAGAGAAUUGCUGGUAAAUCUCUCCCUACCGAGAAGUUUGCUGUGAGGAAGGCUCGCCGCUACUCUGCCUCCUUGCCUGCCCCCGUGAAGCUAGUCUUGCCUGCUCUGGAAAUGAUGUAUGUCUGGAAUGGUUUUUCAAUAGUGGGCAAAAGAAAAGACCUUUCUGAAAAUCUGUUGGUAACUGUUGAAAAGGCUGAGGCAGCUUUACAAAAUGAAAACUUUCAUGACUUCUCUGCGGAUGAUGAGUGCUUAGUAAAGUUACUGAAAGGAUGCUGCCUCAAGAACUUACAACGGCCCUUGCAAGCCGAACUGUGUUUCAAUCACGUUAUAGAAAGUGAAAAGCUACUGAAGUAUGAUCACUACCUAGUGCCCUUCACUCUGUUUGAGUUGGCAUUUUUGUAUAAAAGCCAAGGGGAAAUUGACAAAGCUGUAAAGGUCCUUGAAACUGCAAGGAACAACUAUAAAGAUUACUCCUUGGAGUCCAGACUACACUUCAGAAUUCAGGCAGCUCUUCAACUCUGGAGAAAACCUUCCUCAGACUAAGCAGAAGAUGAAAGAUGGACUAUUCCUCUCAAUUAGCAUCGGCAUCUGCUAUUGAUUAGACCUUAUAUUAAAAUGGAAAAAUGAUCUUGUGAAUAAGAGACAAAAAUCUAAUUUUAUUGUCAAUAUUUUCUAUCAUCUGAGUGGUUUACUGUUGGUCACAUAAUUUUUUUUUUCCUAUGGAAUGACAUUCAGGACUAUCUAGAAAAUUCUUAUAUUUUGCCUCUCCAAACAGAAUUUCAUAUUAGAUUUGAAUGGGGGAAAGGGGCAAUGAAGUCUUUUAAAAGACUCACAGGUACAAUAAAGCCUAAUUAGAUUAUUUAUUUUUUUAAUGUGGAAAUUAAUAUUGUUUAAGUAAUACAUAGUUUGCAAGUUGAACCAUUUUUUAGAUUUGUUGGUCAGUUAAAAUUCAGUAAAUACUAAGUUGUUACUUAGUAUUUACAUUUCAGAGGGGAAAUAAACAUCAUUUACAUUUAAAAUUGCUUGACAAUGACCUUCUGAAGACUUCUGAAAAAGGCAGAGGUCAUGAACAGGAAUGUGAGUGUAUACUUUGUACGUUGAAGAGACCUGUAUCUAUAAAAGAUGAUGAAAUAUUAAAUUAUUGUUUUUUUACUCUUCAGGUUGGUUAAAGGUGGUGACACUUUUGACAGACUAUCCUGCUUUUGAAUGUACUCAUCUAUUAUAACACAAUCCAAAAAAUCCCUGUGUAUCUAAAGGAAGAAAGUAUCAUAUUUUAGGAAUGAUCCUAAACUUUGGCCACAAGAGCCUAAGAUAUAUACAUUGAUUAUUUUUCUUAUAGGAGUCAAAGUUCCUGCUGCUUUAAAUGAUAUGUAAAAUAUUAACAGUUUUUACACUUAGGAUGUGGGUAAGAUCUAAUUUUCUAAUCUCUCCAGCACUGUGACAGUUCCUUGUAAAUAUUUGGACUGUAUUUGGUCCUUUAAUUGGGAAACAGAGUCAGGGCAUGGAGAGGAAGAGCUCAGAGACCUUGACUGUGUGGUGCUGGCUCUGCUAUAGGUCAGCAGUUCACAGGGUGGCCCUUGGGGAGUUCCCUGCUCCGUGUUAUCACCAUAUCUUACCGAUGACUUUGAAGGUCUCUUUCAGUUUUGUAACUGUGAGUCUAUAUGUUGGUAUUUAUUUUUAACAAACAAUGUUAAAAUGUUGAAUCAAAACUAUUAGAAUGUGUUUUAUUUUUCAAUCAUCACUGUUUCCCAAUUCCCCACAUGUUUGUGUUAUUGCUAAGGACCUGAUUGCAUCCAGAGUGAGCAAAAACAAUUCAUGAGUUGAUGAAUCUAGGUUUUUUUUCUAUUUCUAUUUCCAUUUUGAAGAACAACUUGACAGAGACGCCUUUGUGGUUUUACAGAAAGAGCCACAGAAUAGGAGUCAGGAGCUUGGCUUUGUGGGUUAAUAGUUCUAUAAACGACUCACCUCUCCUGGGGCUCAUUUUCCCCUUUGUGGAUAGCAAUGUAGUACUUGGUUCUUAGGAGGGUUCAAUUAGAAAAGGCACAUAGUAGUUUUUUGUAAAGUAUGAAAGGCUAUACAAGUAUGAGUUAUUGUAAUAAUCGUGGCUUUUAUGCACUGAUUACAGUAUCAGCAUAAAAGUAUUGACUGAGUCUGUGGCCUUGUUUGUAGAAUGAAGGGGAAAUUCAGAUACCUUUAAGUUUUAUUCAUGUGUUUGGCAUUAACGAUAGACCACAUUUGUGUCCAGCAGUGUUUGAUGGUGUUUUCUUUAAAGUACUGAUUUUUAAGCAAUACUGACGAUGUAUUUCCCAUGAAAGAUGAUUGGUAUAACUCAAGUCAGUGUACCACCCCUUCAGAUAACUGGUGGUAGAUACCAUUGUGUUAUUAAUUAUAUAACUUUAGGUACAGAUAAAAGAAGAAAUAAAAUUAACUGCCAUUACAAUUAGUAAUGGAAAGUAUGUUAAAAAUUAUUAGUGUAUAACUUUGGGAAAAAGUUUCUAAGGUCCUUAGAAGAGUUUUGGUAGCCUUAUUUUUUAAAGGUUAUACAUUGCAAGUCACAGUUGAAAAUCAAUUUAAAAAAUUCUCUUUGAGGUAUGAAAUGAAAAAAAUUAUAAAAUAAGAGGGGUUUUAACUCUAUUAUCAAACAAAUAGAAAUUCACCUCUUUCCACAAAAAUUUUUCUUUUGUUACUUUUCUUAUUUUGUUAUCUGUAUUAUUACUUCCUAUUCUUUAUGUAGUUACCUGGUAAUAUGGAUAGUCUAUCCAGCUGAUUUUUAAGUACUGUAAUGUCAUUUUAAUGCUACAUAUAUGUAUGUUUUCUUCCAUAGUCAAGGUAUUUUAGUGGCACCAACUUCUUAUGGCAUCAGCUAACACUGCACUGUGGAGUUAUUUUUUUGAGUUAGAAUGUUCUGUGAAGAAUGAGCAUGAGGUGACAGUGUUUUGUCUAUUAAGGGUUAUGUGCGAUGGGGUGGGUUGCCAAUGUGUCUUACUUACAGUGCAAUUUAUGUAGUUCCUGGUACAAUCGCCUUUUUCUUUCUUCAAUGGGGAGGUAGGGUUCUGAUGGGUGCUUUGUAAAUUUAAGCAGCGAUCGUGUUUUUGUAGGAAUGGUGACAAGGAAAGCAUGAUAUCUACUUGAUAAUUAAUGAAAGAUUAAUUACAUCAGCUCUCAUAUGGGUAUAUAUAGUUUUCUUUUUCUUUUUUAGAGACAAAGUUUCACUUUGUCGCCCUUGGUAGAGAGCCUGGCGUCACAGCUCAAAGCAAGCUCCAGCUCUUGGGCUUAGGCGAUUCUCUUGCCUCAGCCUUACAAGUAGCUGGGACUACAGGUGCCUGCCACAACGCCCGGCUCUUUUACUGUUGCAGUUUGGCUGAGGCCGGGUUUGAACCUAAUACCCUCGGUGUAUGGGGCCAGCGCCCUACUCACUGAGCCACAGGUGCUGACCGAUGGACAUAUAUUUUAAUGUUUUCUAUGCUUCUGGAUAUAAGAAGGUUCCAAAGUUGUAUAGGAAAAAGAAGUUCUUUGAUUCUCUGUAUCCUUAAAGCUCAGAGAUGAGACAAGUAAGUAGAAGCUGUAGGUAAAUUUCAGAUUAAUAAGUGUCAAGGAAGAUUUUUCAUCAUUGGAAUAACCCAGCAGUAUAACCAGUUCUUUUGCAAAGGAAUGCAUUUAGCAAGGCCAUGUGACUGUCAUUCCUACCUGUCCUAGAAGCUUGGACUAGUUGAACUUUGAUAUCACUCUAAUUCCUAGAUCUGGGCUCAAAUCAGUGGAGUGUGUGUGAAGAGGAAAGCACCCCUCUCCUUUCCCAAUAAAAGCUAAUGUUUUCUCCUUUGAAGCUACUAUGAGAGGUGGUUGUGAUAGGCACUGCAGUUAAUACCAUUAUGAUUCCACCUCUUAUCUAUUCCUUUAAAGUGAGUCUAUUCAUCUUUGUGAAUAGAGGGGUUCCCCCCUCCUUGAACAUUAAAAAUAAUUUUUAAAAAGGCCAUUAAGGGGCGGUGCCUGUGGCUCAAAGGGAUAGGGCACCAGUCCCAUAUGCUGGAGGUGGUGGGUUCAAACCCAGCCUCGGCCAAAAACCACAAAAAAAAAAAAAAAAAAAAAAAAGGCCAUUAAGAUCAAUUGGAAAAAUUUCUGGAAUUACUCUGAUUAAUUCUUCAUUGAUCCCCCCACCCACAUUUCUUUUUUUUUUUUCCCCUAGUUGUACUCUCUAUAUUUGGAAAUCUUAAAUUCAAAUACAUUUAGUUAAAGUAAGUUAACAAAGACUCCAGUGGUCAUUUUGAUAUCCCAAAAUUUUGUGAUUCAUUGGGUCUGGAGUGGAUUUUAGGAAAUUAUCUUGUUCUCUCCAGCCUGCAAACAGUGUUGUUUCUCCUUCAGUCCUGCUCUGUCCAGCGCAGCAGCCCCUGGUCACGUGGCUAAUUGAGGUCUUGCACACACAAUGGCUGGGACACUUGUUGGAAUGAUGCUGAGUGUGGAGAACCAUUCAUUCACACAUGCUGCACUGCUCUCCUGCUUCCGGGCAUUCUGGCUUUUACUUGCUGUCUUCUGUGAUCACCCAAUGUGUGCUUCAAAUAUGUAUCUGUGAAAUUAACGUUUUGUGCUUAAGUGCCCUUACAUUUUCAUUUCAUUUUGUUUUUUCUUCAGAUGACCAAGGUCAUUGGCAUUUUUGAACAUUGUUCUGCUCUCCCCACCGAAUUCCUUAUAUACUAAAUUAAGAGACUUUAUUUUUGAGAUUGCUAUUUUAAUUUUGUUACACAGAUAUUCUUUGCUUUUUCACAAUGUACAGUUGUUAGAGUCGUAGAGGCACAACGCUCACCUUUAAGAUGUUAGUAGAUUUCAUUAUUAAUAUUUUCUAAGAUAACAGUCUUCUGAAAAAUAUAGUGAAACCUUUUCUAUUGCUAUAUGUCAUCAAUGUUUCAACAUGACCCUCUUGACUAGCCCAAUGUUACAAUUUAAAAGUUUUUAAGGUGCACAUUACCACUUAGAAAAUAAUUUGGCAGAUGGUUUAUUUUAUGUAUUAUGCCUUUUGCUGCCUAUCAGUAAUUUUUAAUGUGUAUCAUAGCUAAGUAAUAAGCAUAAAUAUAUUUAAGAUAUUUUUAAUCUCUUUAGACAUUUCUUAAUAAGAUACAUCUAUCUAUAGAUAAAUACAUGCAGAACAACUCACAAAUAUCGAAUAGACCAUUAUACUAUUCUUUCAGAAAGAGUGUGGGAUUUUCCCUAGGUUGUUCUCCCUCAGACCAGUUGUUGACAUAUUUUUCCUUUAAUUAUUAGAUUGCUUGUUGUAAAACCCUCUUCCUACUUCCCAUUGUCUUUUAUACAUUUGCUGUUAGAUUUAGUUACUUUGGAAGGUUGAACUUGAAAUGUAAUGGAAGGGGCACAUCAGAAUUUAUCACCAGGAAAAAUACCUUUUGUGUUGAGUUGUUGCUACCUGCUGUUGACAGUUAGACUUUCUUCUUAGGAAGGGCCUGAGGGAGUCCAUUCUGUUCUGUUUAGAACUUCAUAACUAUAGAAAGAAGUGAGGCAGGGACUGUUCAGUGGACUGAGAUGGCUGAGCAGGUUCUUGGCCUAAAUUGUCCAGAAGGGAUAUGUGGGUCCAACUUUAGAGGAAGUCCAAGCCCAUUUCCCUCUUGUCAACAAUGUAUUCAUGACAUGUGUCAGCACAGUGAUAUUGUAAUAGGAUUUUGCAUGGGAAAACCAAAGCAGCUGCUUCACUGUAUUUAAUAGGAAUGCCUCGCUGCAUUUAACUAAGAAAGAUGUCUAAAGAUAGGAUCUUCAUUAGGGAAAGUCAAGGGAUUCCAGUAGCAAACUUUAUUAGGUAAAACUUGAAUAUUAACAUACAAUGCCCCUUGUAUGUUAAUCCAACAGUUCUUGAAACAGUAAUUUAAAUGAUGAACUUAAGGAAUGCUGGCAUAUCCCAGUGGGAGUUUUUUGUUUCAUUGCUACCUAAUAUUUUCUAGUAAAUUAGUUUUAAUUAUUGGUGUCUCCUGGGUCCCACAGGGUAACAGAAAGUUGGUUGGUCUCAGUGUAGCCUGGUCUCAAUGAACCUGAAUAAAGAAUGCAUACAGUAAAGACGACUUCUUAACAUGUCAUUUUUAAAGGAAUUACAUUAUUUUGAAAUGCUAGUGGGUCUUAAUUUGAAGGUAUGACGUUCUCUGCUUUGGAAAUCAUGCAGACAUCUUAAUUUAUAUUUUUAAUGGACACAAUGUCUAGUAAUCUGGGGGAUAGUAAAUGAGUACAGUUUUCAUUAAUUCAUGUUUUUUUCCUAAAGUGAUUUAUUUUUCAUGAUAUACAGUUGCUUUCUAUAGGUGAUCUUUUAAAAUAAAGUAAUUUACAUGAAAAGAGGGGUUACAGUUAAAUUUAAUGGCUUCAGCACUGUUGCGUUCUGUUUCACAGAAGGAGAACACGUGUUUCACCAAUAUGUGUAGUUGGAAAAACGUACUUAAUUCUCAACCGUAUGUUGCAUUCUCAUAUCAUGUUAGGAAAAUUCUAUACAUAGUUUUUUAUUUUUUCCCUUAGCUAACUGUUGACAUCCAAACACCUGAAUGAAAACCAACUGGUCAUUUAUAUAUUAGUGUUUUAAAAUAUUUAUUUGCAAAUGUUUACAGAAGACUUGAAUUUUUUGAUGCAAGUUGCUAAAUCAUAUGUAAAGGCAAAUAUAUAUAUUUAAUAAGUGAGAAGUAUUAUUUUAUUACUAAAAUUUAUUUCCAAAGCAAAUUUAUUUUGUAGGUGUUUCAUUUUUGGAAAAUUUUGCUUUGCCUUAAAACAUACAAAAUAAACCUGUCUUGUGGUAUGGCAACCUAAAACCCUUGUUAACUUGACUUGUAGGGGGACUUUGAAAUUCAUUGAUAAUGUGUUUUUUUUUUUUUACUUCUGUUUGGAUUAAACAAAAAUAAAAUUGGAGGCCAUAGCAUUUUGUAAGCCAAUGCAAAGCUUCCUGUUCAAUCAUCAAAGCUACCGUUAUGUUCAUUGUAAUUCACUGUUCUAUUAGUAAAAAUUGUCAUCAUUUUAUCUCUUUUUCUAAUUACAUUUGAAUUUAGUCUCCUAUCUUUCCCAUUCUCGGUGAUCACAGUUUUUACAGAGAAAAGCAUUUUUAGAAGUCGAAGAUGUGUGAGUUCUAUGUAAAAUGAAUGUGUUAGUAACAUCCAUCUGCUGAUCAAGGAGGCAUUGGAUCUGGAACCAGAAAGUGAAAUAGAUUGUAGCUAUAAAAGUAUUUUAUCAAUAUAAGUCAAGAAGAAAGAAGAAAACUGUGAAUAUCUCAUCUUUUUUAAUAUAAAAACUAUGUUCCCAAUGAGUAUUCUCUUGCUGAUUUUGUGUUAAUGUUAUCAUCUAUGACUUGUAAGCUAAUGCUGAUAUAAAAUCUAAAAUUUCAACAUGAAGACAGCAGUUCCCAGAGCCUAUUUUUACCAUUAAGAUGUUUUUGAAAACAGAUGCCAUCUUAGAAAUUAUAUUUUUAAAUGCAAAUAAAUCAUCCCAACGUGAAAGUCAACACAUUUUAUUUUCAUUUCUUGGUAUUACAGCACACUCUGCAUUAUUAGAUACAAGUUUAAUUUGUCAGGUUUUCUUAGCAUUCAAUAUUUUCAUAUUGCUACAACUGGUUCACCUAACAUCAUGCAAUUCAAUUGUUAUUUAAAUAGAUUACACUU
Messenger RNA from Nycticebus coucang (slow loris), 9133 nucleotides. RefSeq names its product tetratricopeptide repeat domain 39B (gene TTC39B). The transcript has 20 exons. Gene Ontology annotation, molecular function: protein binding. Lineage: Eukaryota; Metazoa; Chordata; Mammalia; Primates; Lorisidae. Bases 204 to 2051 code for a protein of 615 amino acids. Gene Ontology annotation, biological process: regulation of cholesterol metabolic process; negative regulation of cholesterol storage; cholesterol homeostasis. The record is from RefSeq and is a predicted model, not a curated record.